Molecule: messenger RNA, 4831 nt
Organism: Vespula pensylvanica (western yellowjacket)
Lineage: Eukaryota; Metazoa; Arthropoda; Insecta; Hymenoptera; Vespidae
Gene: sima
Product: endothelial PAS domain-containing protein 1
Exons: 14
Coding region: 528-4685 (1385 amino acids)
Biological process (GO): cellular response to hypoxia; regulation of transcription by RNA polymerase II
Cellular component (GO): nucleus; transcription regulator complex; cytoplasm
Molecular function (GO): RNA polymerase II transcription regulatory region sequence-specific DNA binding; DNA-binding transcription factor activity, RNA polymerase II-specific; protein dimerization activity
Source: RefSeq, a predicted model, not a curated record
CGAGAUUAGUAUCGUUUCGAUCGUCGUCGUGGAUCGUAAAAUCACCGAGUCCGUGGUAAAAAGAAGCGGUGAUAGACACGGUGGAACACGCAUCGACGAUCGAGCUCGGCCAUGAUACGGAAUUCGUCUCGUGAAAUCGGUCGAUUCGGUCGAUCCGGUCGGCGAUAAGGAAAGGAAAAAAAAGGGAAUACGUUUGUAUCUCGCUAUAUUUCUCCAUCUUUUUUUUCUUGGGUAAAAAAAGAAAAGAAAGAAAGAGAAAGGACGACGAAGUGAGUCGAGUGUUAAGAAGACAGAAGAGAAAAUUUGAAGAGGAAAGUCAGAUUAAUUGGACAAUAAAAUAAAAGAAAGAAGAAGAUCAAGAAGUUAUCGAACGCAGAUACACACAUACGCGCAUGGCUGGAAUAGAUAAGUAAAAAGUGAAUUUUUUGGAUGUUGUACGAUAAGUAACGUACGAUAUAGAGUAAAAAAGAGACGGAGAGAGAUCGGUGAAAAUCGAAGUGCAAGGUGCGCCAACGUAAUCGAUCAGAAUGAAUAUGGCGCUGUGGAUGCGUAUCGAUAACGGAAUCGAUGGAUCGAUAGGACCAAGGAGCAUCGGUGAGCAACAUGAUUGGAUUGGUAGGAAAUCGGGUUACGCCGAUUUUACGGAAGAUGGCGGGGAAAAUGAUAACAGGAUGAUGUUGAUGUCGUCAUCGGCUUAUAAUCUUGACUCUGUUGCUACUAAAACUUUCGUAACAAUGACGAAAAUGAGGACGAUGAUGAACGAAGACGAACGAUGCACCAUAAACGAGGAUCCAUGUAGAUACUCGAAUAUCGAUAAUUCCUUAUCGAAACCUUGCAAAUCUGGUCCCGUUGAUGUCGAGGACCUGGCAAUGUGUUUUCAACAGGAAAAUGUAGGAACGCAAGAGCCAGCAACUCGUAUCACUCGAUUAAUUUCCAGUCAGCGUUCCUCUCGAGGUAACCGUAUCAACAAUUCUUCGUCGUUUCAACAAGAUUCUUGCCGAUCAUGCUCGAGAUACGUCGAGCCGAAUUCGAUGAGUGAUACUCAAGUUCCACCGAACACCAUAACGUCUAUCGAGACUGUUUCUCAUACUUCUUCUUGUAUUCCCUUUGAACAGCAUCGCGUAGAAGAAUUCUAUAGGAAUCCUUUUGGAUUCUGUACGGAAGAAAAAUGGUUGGAAUGUUCUGUUAGUGAUCAUUGUCCUUUAUACGAUACGAAUUUUUCUUACGUAUAUACCAACAAUAUUUUACCACCUUGUCUCUAUGAGGAUUAUUUUUGGAAGGAGUACAGUGAUCCUUGGAAUUAUGUUUCUAUGGAGGAUGAAAGGGUCAUGGAGGAUUACUUGAGCAACGAGAAAAGGAAAGAACGAUCUCGUGACGCGGCAAGAUGUCGACGUAGCAGAGAGACCGACAUUUUUACUGAGCUUGCUGCUGCAUUGCCGGUGUCUCAGGACCAAGCGACUCAUCUAGAUAAAGCCAGCGUCAUGAGACUUGCCAUAGCUUAUCUCAAAGUUCGAGCGGUCGUUGAUUCCAUACCUGGUACGAUCACAAAGACAGAAACUUCAGUGAAAAUGGACGAAUUGUUUCCGGAAGCUUUGAAUGGAUUCAUGCUGGUAUUGUCGAACGAUGGAAAUAUGGUUUAUCUAUCGGAAAAUGUUAGCGAAUAUCUCGGAGUAUCGCAGAUGGAUAUGAUGGGACAAAGCGUUUACGAAUACAGCCACCCAUGCGAUCACGAUGAAUUACGCGAGUGUCUUUCUUCGAAGCCUAUCGAAGAUAACGACAAACGCUCGUGCAGUUUUUUUCUUAGAUUAAAGUGCACCUUAACCAGCAAAGGAAGAAAAGUCAAUUUGAAGAGCGCCUCUUAUAAGGUAAUCCAUUGUAUUGGUCGUUUGACGAACAUACAUGAUUCCAAUUCCAAUUCUGUAAACGUCGAGAAGGAAAAGGAUGCCUCUUCGGAUAAGGAUGAGAUCGAACGUGAAACUGGACCGUCUUUGAUUCUCGUUGGGUGUCCUAUACCACAUCCUAGUAAUAUCGAGAUACCUUUAGGACGUCAAACUUUUUUAUCGAAGUACAGCCUCAGCAUGAAAUUCACUUAUGCCGAUGAAAAAUUAGCGGAAUACCUUGGUUGGGACAGCGAGGAAUUGAUGGGACAAUCAGUUUUCGAAUUCCAUCAUGCUCUCGAUAACUUGGCCCUUGACAAAUCCUUCAAAUCUCUGUUCAGCAAAGGACAGUGCGAAACAGUGGCCUAUCGUUUCUUGGGCAAGAAGGGUGGGUACGCCUGGGUAGUUACACAAGCUACACUUAUUCACUGCUCUAAACAACAUAAGCCGCUCUCCGUUGUCUGUGUGAAUUACAUCUUAAGCGGAGUCGAGUGCGAGGAUGAGGUCUAUAGCGUGCGCCAGCUCGUUGCUCGUGACUCCGAGAAGACGGUGAAAUCGGAGCCUCUACAGAAAAUCGUCAUUGUCGAGACACCGCCAUUGGAGUCGGCAACUCUGGAAGUUUCACCGAAACCAGAGAUAUUACAGAACGUUGAGAACGUUGUUGCCCCGAUCGUGCCGUUGCAAGAACAAAAUCGUAACGACAGACCGCAGGCGGUUACAGCUUCGAUAUUCCGACCGGCUGCAUCUCUAUCGAAUCAGGAGACGAAGAAAGAAAGUGAUAAAAUUUUCGAAGGAAAUUCAAGAAAGCCAACGGUCUCUGGAAAAUCUUCAUUCCCUGUGCAAGCACCGAAAAAAAUUCUCGAAGAGGUUGCACUCAAGGAGAACGAUCAACCAAAGAAACGCCGACAAUCUGGACGUACAGAAUUUAUCUUCCAGGGUAAACCUGCAUUGGAAUACGAUUUCGAGGCAGCUUUACGUCGUGAUCGUCCACAAGCGGUCACUAGACAACUCUUUGUUCCUCUUUCAUCGACUACUAAUCAACAGCAACAAUCACAGCAACAGCAAGAAUUGCAACAGCAAGUAUCUUACAGGCCGCCACCUCAAACGGCAACCGCGAGUAUCUUCGCGCCUCGUACCGAGGACAUGAACAAGGGUUUCUUGACUUUCAGCGAGGAUCAGCCAGGUCUUACCAUGUUGAAGGACGAGCCGGAGGACUUAACACAUCUCGCCCCAACUCCUGGCGAUGUCUGUGUACCUCUCGAAGAUACACCCUUCUUGUCAGACAUGUUGGAUGAAUUUAUUCUUGGCAAUGAUAGUUAUUAUCCUUUAUUGAGUCCUGGCGUUCCAUUGUCGUCCGAAUUGCGUGGCACGGAUCUUGGUGAAACUUUAAAGGACACUGAUCUUGGUGACAGUACGAGGAACAAAUGUCUCGGGGAUUCUUUAGCUGAUAGCGAUCCUUUCAUGUACGGUGAUUCACCGGCUAGUCCGUGCAGCAUCGAUCCAAAUUCCGUAUCACCUUCGCUUUCAAAAUAUCGCCAGAGUCCUGAGCGAAGUGUUGAUUCUCUUGGUAGUCCUACAGGAGGCAGUGCUGGAGAAGGAUUCUCGGAAGACGAAAUGUUGAUGCUCGGUAUAAGUGAUAAUACAGUAGACGAUGAACUAGCUCUCAGAGCUCCGUAUAUACCUAUGUCUGAUCAAGACGAGGCAUUGGAUCUUUUGAUAAGCAACGACAUGGUCAUGUGGGGUGCAUCACAGUCCGUUGAGAAAUCAUCCAAAUGGCUAGUCGAGGAUCGCGAUCAACGGGACGUUGAUUCCAGUUUGGCACAAUUGCUUAGAACCGAUCAGGCUGUUGCUCGCAGAUACAACGAUCAUGGCGGAGGUUUGGUUAAUCCGGUACAAGUAUUGGGUCAAAUACCUAGGAAAAAUCUCUUCAAUGAACAGAAUCGUUGGUCGACGAAGAUAAACAAUGACAGAGCAAGUAAACGUCUUCACACGCCAUCAAAUGAUUUAGAAAACGGGAACAAACGUAUCAAAUGCGAGGAUCCGCUCUCCCUCGAGUUGAGCAAAUCACUCGAGAAUCAGCGUUUGAUGUUCGACGAUCAAGGAAAGUCACGAUCAAGAUCGAAUAAUCUUUCAGGCAGUCAACUUCUUCGUCGACUGGUCUCCCAACAGACCUUUUCACGUACUAAUCGAACAAACGUCGAGUCUAGUUGCAACGGCCUUGGAAAGAAUAAUCGUCGUAGGACUUGCGAGGAAGAACAACGUAUACGUAACAUCAAUGAUAAUAAUAACCAUAGCAAUAGCAACAACAAUAAAGCCAUCAAAGACGAUGACGAGGACGAGGCUGAGGGGGAUAGUGGAGGAGGAGGUGAUCAGAAAAGAAGAUGUCUAGCUCGAGAGAUCUUAGACAAUGCGACAACAGUACAAAGUUCAACCAAUUCUCAUAGGAAUCCCCCUUAUAACAGCGUGCUCAUGAAUCUCCUGGUGUCCGGCUGCGACGAUACUGCCACGAACUCUCGUAACGUGCCAACAUUAGGAAACAAAAAUCUAACUUCUCCGCUUAGCGUCAAUGUGGACAACCAGAUGGUUCCACAAUGUCCGGAUGGACUGAGCAACAUAUCUUUAGAUCGUCUAAGUCCAAGUACUAGGAAACAUCUUGUUGGUUCAUUGAGCGGUGGAAGUAUGGCUUCACCUUCAACCGGCAUAAUAUCAUUCGAUCAGCUCGAAUACGAUGUUGUCUGUACUGGUCCAGGUCUUUUGCAAAUGGAUACCGGCUUACAUGAAGGACCGAUGGAUAGGAAUCUCGUUUAAGAUUAAACACGGUCCCUUUGAGAAAUUCCAGAACUGCUAGAAUGAAAAAGUAAGGGCUCGAAUAGUUAGCUGUUAUUUAAUAUACGAUCGAACGGAAUCCUCAAAAAAAAAAAAGAAAGAAAAUCAUAAAUUUCAUCGGUGAUUCU